AUGUCGAAAAGGACUUUUAAUGACAUCAUAAUUGUUAAUGAACCUAGCGAUGAUAAUGCAGUUGCGGAGUCAGUAUUAACUAAUAACGAAAAUUUGCACAAAGAAUCCGAAAAGUGUCCUCUUCCUACACUUUCAGUUUCUACUAUGACUUCUACUAAUAAUGAACAAAAGCAUAAGAAAAAAACUCGUGAAGUUCCGUCGCGUUAUAUGCAAUCUAUUUCGGGCAAUUCUAAUGCCUCAUCAAAUAAAAAUCAAGAUAUUAAAAAAAAUGCUAUAUCCAAACCAGCCAUCGAAGGUAGCAGACCCAGCGUCAAACCAAUCAAAACUGUACAGAAACAAUUGGGUAUAUCUCGAACGAUCGCUCAGAAACGUAAAUCCCAAAAAAUUGUUACAAGUUUGAAUAAAAAUCAAGAAACAAUAAACCAGGAUCAAAAUAAGGCUACCUUACAAGAUUGUCAAUCUCCAACUGAGAAUCGUAAUUUAGAUGAUGAAUUGAUAAUGUUAAAUGCACGACUGACGCAAUGGUGUUUAUUAAACGCUAAAGCGGAACAUGCUUUUGAUUAUCAAAAAAGAACUGCAGAGAUUCAAUUAUUGGAUGCAUGGGAAUUGCUUGUAAAGAAACAAGAAGAAUUGUCAAAGGCCA
This is a messenger RNA of Funneliformis caledonium, 643 nucleotides long. Lineage: Eukaryota; Fungi; Glomeromycota; Glomeromycetes; Glomerales; Glomeraceae. The record is from the annotation of a GenBank genome assembly.